AUGGAGACUGGAUUGUGGACGACCCAGAAGAGGAUUCCGAAGAGGAAAUUCCCGAGGAAGAAACAAAAGAGGAAUCCGAAGAGGAUCCCGAGGAAGACCCAGACAAAGAAAAUAGAGCACAACUUUUCACUUCAGAAAGGCAUUACUGCUACUAGAGCUGAAGUAAGGGAGUUCUGUGAGCAACAAGCCUUUUCAGUUCAGAAAGACAUUACUGCUACUAGAGCCAAAGUAAGGGAGUUCCGUGAGCAACAAGCCACAAUGGAAAGGCGUAUCAUCGAGGCUGAACGUCAAGUAGCCCGAGCUAAGACUUCCAUAACUACGUACCAUGGUCCACAGCAUCCUACCCGCUCGGAAUAG
Molecule: messenger RNA, 357 nt
Organism: Lactuca saligna
Lineage: Eukaryota; Viridiplantae; Streptophyta; Magnoliopsida; Asterales; Asteraceae
Source: the annotation of a GenBank genome assembly